Molecule: messenger RNA, 390 nt
Organism: Lecanosticta acicola
Lineage: Eukaryota; Fungi; Ascomycota; Dothideomycetes; Mycosphaerellales; Mycosphaerellaceae
Source: the annotation of a GenBank genome assembly
AUGGCCGGUCCCGAAACCAAAAAGGUCGCCGUCAACGGCAGCACGUCCGGCUAUAACCCAACAACACAAGACCAAAUCAACCACGCUCUAGUAGACGGCGGCGGCGUCAAACGAAUCCAGGAGACCUUCGAACGCCGAUUAGACGAAGCAGGAUGGACACAACAUGUACGCGAUUAUGUUGAAAAGCUAUUCCGGAGUGGAGAGGCAACGACGUACGAUGAGGCUUUGAGGGCCGUGUCGCAGCUUGUUUCGCUGCAGUCGCCGAAUGAAGAGACCAAGAGCACUACGAAUGGAGGCAAUGUGCCGGAUCUCACUAUCCCAAAAGAGGUGGCUAGGGAUGCGGCGGAAAGUGUGAAGAAGGAGCUGAGGCAUGUUGUCGAGAUGAAGUGA